AUGGCGGGCAGAGCUAGAAACUGUUAGAAAUUUCAUAAUGUGUGAUAAACUAAAAAUCAACCAAAAUUACGCUAAAAAUUAUGAUAAAUGGAGGUCUAAAGAGGAAUAUCAAAAAUCACGUUAUGGCGAAGAUGCUGUCGAAAACGAGUCCUCAUCAUCAGACGAGAGUGACGAAGAUUUAGCAGAGUACAUAACACCCGAAUUCGAAGAAAGAUGGCUCACAACGCUGGAAGCCCUGAAAAAGCAAGAUCCUAAAAUUUAUGACCCCAAUGUAAAAUUUUUCAAGGAAAUUGACAAAAUUGCAAAGAAUGACAGCGUGGAGCCAAGGAAUAAAGUGACUCUAAAGGAUUAUGAUCGUAAGGUUAUGCUAGAGAGAAAAGGAAAAUAUUCAGAUUCAGAAAGUGAUGGUGAAGAUGAACAGAAAAAGCCAACAUACGAUGACGAACAACGGCAUUUAAAAAAUUCAAUUAAAGAUGCCAUUGUGGAUGAAUCUUCAGAAGACGACGAGGAUUUUUUUAAAAGAAAAGAAAAAGCAUUCGAGGAUGGCAAAGAAAAUGAAAGUAGCGACAGUGAAGAUGAAGGUUUUUCCAGCUCCAAAAGACAAAGCUCAAUAAUUAUAGGAAAUGCUCCAGUCAAAUCUGAUGUUGAAAAUAAAGAAGAGUUUUUGAAACAAUAUUUACUCUCUGGAAAAUGGAGAGAAGUUGAUGAAAUCGAAGUUUCACAUUUUCCUGAUGAAGAUUUUUCAGAGGAGGAAGAGCAAUUAGAGAAAGAAGAAAAAUUUGAACGAAAAUAUAAUUUUCGUCAUGAAGAACCUAACGCAACAACAAUUACAUCUUUUCCACGUGAAGUAGAAGAUUCAUUAAGAGAAAAAAGUACUAAAAGGAAGGAGAAACGAUUAACUGUCAAAGAACGUCGCCUUGCGGAGAAAGAGAAGAAAAAGCAGGAACUGAAGCAACUUAGUAAAUUGAAGAAAAAGGACAUUGAAGAAAAGAUCCUCAAGCUAUCGCAUACGGCUGGAUUUGAAAAAGACAGCAAAACCUUUGAUGAAAAAGAUAUAGAAAGUGAUUUUGAUGAAGAAAAAUAUGAUAAAAAAAUGAAGGAGUUGUUUGAUGAUCAGUUUUAUAAAGUUGAUGAUGACGAAAAACCAGUGUUCGAUGAUAGCGAUAAAUGCAGUGAAGAUGAAGAUUGGAAUAAAUAUGUUGUUGAAACUGCUAAUAGAAAAGCUGAUGUUGAACAAGAAAAAACAAAGAAGUCAAGAAAGAAGAAAAAAAAGUUAAAGUUUCGUGAUGUUAUAGAGAAAACGAAACCACUAUUCGAUCCAAAUGACAAAACAUUUGAAGAAUACGCGAAGGAAUAUUAUUCACUCGAUUUUGAAGACGUUGUUGCAGAUAUACCAUGCAGAUUUAAAUAUCGGGAAACAGUACCUAAUGAUUUUGGUUUGUCACCAGAGGAAAUAUUGAAGGCAUCCGAUGUAGAACUUAACAAGUGGGUCAGUGUGAAGCGCAUGUCUCAGUACAGAACAGAGAGGGAUGAAAAGUAUGAUAUGAAGAAAUACUCCCGUAAAGCAGCAGAUUGGAAAAAGAAAUCCUCAGUCAUUCCAAGUUUGGUUAAAGAAGAGAAAGAUAAGAAUGAAAAAGAAGAGCAAAAAUUGUCAAAAAAUGUGAAAAGAAGAAUGAGAAAAAAGAAACAAGUUCGUAGCCUUCAUAAACCAUCACAAAUAGAAGAAAAUACGGCAGAUGAGGCCGAAAAAAUUAAAAAUUCCAAAAGCAAGGAAAGAGCUGAAACUAAGAAACUAAAUAUCAAGGCAAAAAAGAAGAGAGUGAUUGAGGAUCGUAAGAGAAAGGGUUUAAGCGAUGAUCGUUUGGCAGCCUAUGGGUUGGAUGUCAAAAAAAUGAAAUAUACAAAAUAAGGUCGCAAUUUAAAAAAUUUAAAGUCAAACUGUUCUUGACGAUGUUAAAUAAGUAGUCUUGUUCAAUUGAUGAAUGUUUAUCAAGAGUUUUACAUAUGUUGCGUUUUAGUAUAAGCGAAUACAAAUUCAAAAUAUUCAU
This is a messenger RNA of Dimorphilus gyrociliatus, 2048 nucleotides long. The record is from the annotation of a GenBank genome assembly. Lineage: Eukaryota; Metazoa; Annelida; Polychaeta; Dinophilidae.